AUGAAUGUAUCAGAAUUACUUAUUUUUCAACGAACACCACCAUGGAUAAUACCUCGAUUUGAUCGUUUAAUAACUGAUUGGGAAAAAAAUUUAUUUCAAUAUUUUCCAAUUAUUCAAAAAAUUAUUCGUGGUAUUUUUUAUUGGAUAAUGGAAACUCUUGCACUUGCAUUUGCUUAUCGUUGGUCAUUAAAAUUUAUAAUUGAUAAAUUAGUUAAAUAUAAUCUUGAAAGACAAGUUAAAGAUAUAGAAUUACGAAAAAAAUUAACACCAACAUGGGAAUUUGGAUGUAAACGUAUGUUAAUAACUAAUGAUUGGUAUUCAACAUUACAAAAAUCAAAUGUAAAACUUGUUACUAAUCGUAUACAAGAAAUUAAAUCACAUUCAAUUGUUACUCAAAAUGGAGAUGAAUAUCCAGUUGAUAUUAUUAUUUGGUCAACAGGUUUUCAAACACAAGAACUUCCAUUACCUAUUUAUGGUAUUAAUGGUUGUUCAUUAGCAAAACAAUGGUCAGAAACAAUACAAGCAUAUCGUGGUGUAACUGUACCUAAUUUUCCAAAUUUGUUUAUUCUUCUUGGUCCAAAUACAACACUUGGUCAUAGUUCUGUUGUAAUUAUGAUUGAAUCACAAAUAAAUUAUAUAGCUGAAGCAUUUUUUUAUAUGAAUAAAAAUAAUAUACGUUCUAUUAAUAUAAAACAAGAUGUACAUGAAAAAUAUAAUCAAGAUAUACAAUUACGUUUAAAAAGAACAGUAUGGCAAAAAGGAGGUUGUCAUUCAUGGUAUCAAGAUGCUAAAGGUAAUAAUACAUCUUUAUGGCCUGAUUUUACAUGGAUUUAUAUAUUAUUAAUGAAAAAUUUUGAUUAUGAAAAUUAUAUUUUUCGAACAUAA
Rotaria sp. Silwood1 is the source of this 885-nucleotide messenger RNA. Lineage: Eukaryota; Metazoa; Rotifera; Eurotatoria; Philodinida; Philodinidae. The record is from the annotation of a GenBank genome assembly.